Molecule: messenger RNA, 984 nt
Organism: Paramecium octaurelia
Lineage: Eukaryota; Ciliophora; Oligohymenophorea; Peniculida; Parameciidae
Source: the annotation of a GenBank genome assembly
UCAUAAUAAUGAGCAACUUACCCAAUUCACAUCAUCCACCUUAAGCUCCAUAAUAAAGUGCACCAUACUAACCACCAUAAUUCUAACCUGGAUUUGCUCCUUAAUAUGCUCCUGCUCCAAUAUCUUAUGGUCCACCUCUCACUUCAUCACCAUUGAGAUAUUCUCAACCACUUUAUUAACCCUCUGUUGUAGCAUAACCAGUAUAUACUCCUCCUGUUGUUUAACAACCUGUCUAUGCUCCUCCUGUUGUUUAACAACCAGUCUACACUCAACCAGUUGUUUAAUAACCAGUAGUAACACAAUCUGUAGUUGCUCAACCAGUUGUCGCAUAACCAGUUGUUGCAGCAUAACCAAUUAAGGGAGAAAGCAGAAUUGAAUAUGUCCCAUAUGAAAAGACUGUAUUAGAAUAUGAAGAAGUAAGAUAAAAAAUUCAAGUUCCAAGAGAAAGAUAUGUGACAGAUUAUUAUGCAGUGGAAUAUUAGACAGAAUAUGUUCCAUAAGUAUUCUAAGAAAAAUACACAGGUAUUAAUAAUAAUCCUAUCCAUAUUAGAAUAUGUCCCAGUAGAUAGAUAUUAAGAAAGAGUUGAAUAUUAUCCAGUUGAAAGACAAGUUGUUCAUCAACCAGCCUAAUAAGUCUAAUAAGUUGUAGCUUAGCCAGUUGUUUAAUAACCACUCUAAGUUUUUUAACAACCAGUUUAAGUUGUUCCAUAAUCAGUCGUUUAAUAGCCAUUGGUUCAAUCAAUCCCAGUCUAAACUGUUCGUCCACCUGUUUAUGCUCCAGGAUCAUUACCAUUGGGUUAAACUGUCUCACCAAGAUUGCCUCCUUAAGCUUAAGUAUUUUUAUUAUCAUAUUUCUUAGACCAAACCUCAAGCCCAAUAGCCAUAACCAAAACAACCAUAAUAAUAAUAGAAAACAAAGAGCUUUUUGGACAGAUUAUUCGACAGAGAUUGAUAUAGAAUAUUUAAAAAAUACAUAUAUUAGAU